Penaeus vannamei (Pacific white shrimp) is the source of this 887-nucleotide messenger RNA. Its product is annotated as cuticle protein CP1499. NCBI's taxonomy places the organism in Eukaryota, Metazoa, Arthropoda, Malacostraca, Decapoda, Penaeidae. The record is from RefSeq and is a predicted model, not a curated record.
GUGUGGCUCAACCAAUCCAAUUGUGUCAACAUGAGAACUCUGGUUGUAUUGGCAGUGGUGGGAGUGUGCUCGGCGUUCCCCUUCAUCCAGGACGCCCCCGACGUGCAGGCUGAGAAAGCACGCUUCUUCCAGGCUUUCAAUGCUGCUCAGGCUGCCGCCACUCGCCACCAGGCCCUCCACCGCCCCUCGCCCGCCGCCCAGCCCAAGUGGUAUGGCCCCGUGGCUGCCACCGUCCCCGCCGGCGUCGACGGCACCAUCACCCCCGUGGGCGACACCCACGAGGUGGCUGCCGCCCGCGCUGCCUUUAACAACGCCUACCAGGCUCAGCUGAGGGCUACAGUGGGUGCUGCACCUGCUGUUCACUCCUACGCCCCCACCUACCACCACGCCCACGCUGCCCCUCAGCACCAGCCCAAGUGGACCGGCCCCGUGGCAGCCACCGUCCCCGCCGGACUCCCAGGCUCCGCCCCCCAGGUCGCCGACACCCCCGAAGUCGCCGCCGCCAAGCAGCAGUUCUUCAGCACCUACAACAGGCAGGCAGCAGCUGCAGCAGCCCCAUCUCAUCGCUACUACUAAGCUACGCUGUGAUAAACUGGAUUUGCUUUUAGAGUAAUGAAAUUGGCAAAAUAAAAAAGAUAUCUGUCAUUUCAUCUUUGGCUUGCACUUAUCCAUGAACAGUGCCAAAGGAAAUCACAUAGUAAUGAGAACCUCGACUGUGACAAUUACUUACUUAUUAUCAAUUUCAUUGUAAAUAUAGUUGCAGCACAGUAAGUUUGCCUGGAUUUAUAAAGAAGCUGUAAAUUUGCUACGUAAGUGUUACCAAGAGGUAUUCUAUUAUUUGAAUUUUAUGGUGAGAGUUAUAUUGCAAAAUAAAGGAUCGAACAUCA